Hevea brasiliensis (rubber tree) is the source of this 1501-nucleotide messenger RNA. RefSeq names its product putative anthocyanidin reductase. NCBI's taxonomy places the organism in Eukaryota, Viridiplantae, Streptophyta, Magnoliopsida, Malpighiales, Euphorbiaceae. Gene Ontology annotation, molecular function: oxidoreductase activity, acting on the CH-OH group of donors, NAD or NADP as acceptor. The record is from RefSeq and is a predicted model, not a curated record.
GUCCUUUUGCUUAAGCAUCUAAUCCAUGUCUCUUUUUAAUUUAUUUAUAGAGAAAUCUCAACUGCCCUUUCCAAUGUAUCCAAAAAUAUUAGAAAAAGCUGAUGAGCACACAGCACAUAACGUGGACAAAAUAAUAAUAAUGAUGAGUGAAACCCGUGUGCAGUGAACAACUCCACUGCUUUUAACAUUUUCUUUUUUUUUUUUUUUUCUCUGCAAGAAAAGGAGAGCUUCAAGCACUGAAAAUGGAGGAUUUAAAGAAGAUGAAUGCUACGUAUUGCGUUACUGGUGCAAAUGGGUAUAUUGGUUCUUGGUUGGUCAAGCUUCUUCUUCAAAGAGGCUUUAUGGUUCAUGCCACUGUCCGUGAUCCUGCAAACAAAAGGUUAUUGCAUCUAUUAUCAAUGUGGACAGGAGGUGACCGAUUGAGAUUGUUCAAAGCUGAUUUGCAAGAAGAAGGUAGCUUUGAUGAAGCUGUGAAGGGCUGCCAUGGCGUAUUCCAUGUUGCAGCCUCAAUGGAAUUCAGUGUCAAUGUUGAAAACGGCAACAUUGAGAACUAUGUGCAGUCAAAUAUCAUUGAUCCUGCAAUAAAUGGAACUUUAAACCUCCUCAAAUCUUGCUUGAAAUCAAAAUCAGUGAAAAAGGUUGUUUUCACAUCAUCAAUCAGUACUCUAACUGCUAAAGACAGCACCGGAAAAUGGAGACAUGUAGUUGAUGAAACUGGCCAGAUUUCUGUCGAUCAUGUCUGGAAUUCAAAAGCAAGUGGAUGGGUUUAUGCACUCUCUAAACUUCUCACAGAAGAAGCAGCAUUCCAAUAUGCAAACCAGAAUGGUAUUGAUCUUGUUUCAGUAAUAACAGCUACUGUUGCUGGUGCAUUCCUCACCCCAACUGUCCCUUCGAGCAUUCAAGUUCUCUUAUCUCCAAUAACAGGUGACUCCAAGUAUUUUUCAAUACUAUCAGCAGUUAAUGCUAGAAUGGGUUCAAUUGCUCUAGUCCACAUUGAAGAUAUAUGUAAUGCACACAUAUUUCUAAUGGAGCACACAAAAGCAGAAGGUAAAUACAUAUGCUGUUCCCAGAGUUGUCAAAUGACUGAAUUAGUCGAUCAUCUUGCAGACGAUUAUCCUUCCUCAAAAAUCCAAAGAUCUACAGGGCAAAAAGAAGGUUGUUCCAUACCCUCUGAGAUUUCUUCAAAGAAAUUAAGGGACUUGGGUUUCAAUUAUAAGCAUGACAUUAAAGAUAUGAUCCACGAAACUAUUGCCUGCUCUGUAGAUCACAGCUUUUUACCGCCUAUGAGAAUAAAGGUCAUUACAAUUGAAUCAACUCCAGUACAAUUAAUAUCUGCUGUGAUCAUUGACAGAAACAAGUGCUCAAAAUAUACUGUGAUAUACUAAUAAUUCCUCGUACAAUAUGAUGAUUCGACAGCAGAAGUUCUUGUAUGAACCUAGUUCAUCACGUCUUAUGGACUAAUCACUUCUAUAAUGCCGCUAACAAUGCCAGAGAAAUUUCA